GCUUGGACGAACAUCUCUCCAGCUAUUUUUCUUGGGAAACAAAUCACAUCGACCGUAGGAAAACAUGAAACCAAACCGGAUCGUAUACAGAUUCCCGACUUUGACCCAGUAAACGCGUGCGUCUCCUGCUCCCGAUCAAUAUAACUACGCAGAGCCCCGCCUCAACGAUCCACCAGAGCGCACGAUCGAACUCGUCGCGGCAGCCAACCAGCAAUGGCGCUCAAGGGGCCGUCGUCGUUCGCGAAGCAGCCGCGGAAGUCGUGGCGCGCGAAGCUGAUGACCCUGGAGGUGACCGUACUGUCCGGAGAAGGUCUUCACGGGGUGGCUCUGGCGCCGCCGCUGCAUCGCGACGCGUUCGCCGCGGUCAACACAGACUCGUCGGCCGCCCGUACCGGCUUCAACGACGAGGACGGCGACUGCAACGGGUACCCCUACUGGGGCGAGGCGGUGCGCGUGACGGUGCCGGAGCAGUCGAGGACGAUCGACGUGGAGAUCUACGGCCAGAGGGGCGACGGCCGGCAGGAGUUCGUGGCGGCGGCGCUCGUGCCCGUCGCGGACUUCCGCGCCGGCCCGCCGGGCCACCUGCAUUGCCUCAGCUACCGGCUGUUUGACACCGGGUUCAUGCUAAAGACCCGUAACGGCAUCGUCAACAUCACCGUCAAGAGGCUCGACGGCGCGCAGGCCAGUGCGACGGCGGGCGAAGGGAAAGGCGCGAAGGCUGCGGAGGAUGCCGCUAAGUGGCAUUAGUAAUUCCUGCUGCGGUAGGUGACGAACGCGGCGGGCGCGCCACGGGCCCAUAUGCAGUGAUGGGCAACCCCGUCGAGGUAUCUGCUGCUGCACAGGUUAACGGAAAAGGGCGUCUACAAGCAGAACUAAUUGAUGGGGUUUCGAUGCUACAUUCUCCUUGAUCAUUACAAUGUAAAUCAUGAUGAUAUUGCGAUUGUAAUUGUCAUGGUGUUAAUUAGCUUAAAUCAAAAACAAAAAAAACUUAAAUCAGAUUUCAAAUCAUGAUUUAUACGGUGCUCGAAAAUUACGAUUUUCCAUCUACGUCAUUUGGCUAGGUUUAUUUUCUGAACAAUUUCUUUAAACCAGCUUUGUCAAAUAAAGGAAAGGUCAAUUUACAUA
Messenger RNA from Aegilops tauschii subsp. strangulata, 1125 nucleotides. RefSeq names its product BON1-associated protein 2. The record is from RefSeq and is a predicted model, not a curated record. NCBI's taxonomy places the organism in Eukaryota, Viridiplantae, Streptophyta, Magnoliopsida, Poales, Poaceae.